Penicillium argentinense is the source of this 2388-nucleotide messenger RNA. It is a transcript of the gene hsp78, whose product is annotated as chaperone ATPase HSP78. The transcript has a single exon. The record is from RefSeq and is a predicted model, not a curated record. Gene Ontology annotation, molecular function: ATP binding; ATP hydrolysis activity. Gene Ontology annotation, cellular component: mitochondrial matrix; cytoplasm. NCBI's taxonomy places the organism in Eukaryota, Fungi, Ascomycota, Eurotiomycetes, Eurotiales, Aspergillaceae. Gene Ontology annotation, biological process: cellular response to heat. The coding region runs from base 1 to 2388 and encodes 795 amino acids.
AUGGCGGCGAGACUCUCCCUGACCAGCCGUGCGCGGCUACUGCGACCUCCCAACCUCCCACGGCCCCGAUCCCUGACCGCAAGCUCGCGCGCCUCAGUACUUCCCCGGACCCCGGGUAUCCUUGCGCCCGCGGCCAGACUCACGCCAAUCGCCACUGUACGCCAUUAUGCCAAUGGCCGACCUCAUCCUCCGGGCGGUACGCACCGCAUGAAUAUGAGUGGUGAGGAGGAGAAGGCUGCUCUCGAAAAAUACGGUGUGGACCUGACAGCUAAGGCGAAAGCUGGAAAGCUCGACCCGGUCAUCGGCCGCGACGCGGAGAUCCAUCGAACGAUCCAAGUCCUGUCUCGACGUACCAAGAACAACCCGGUUUUGAUCGGUGCAGCUGGUACGGGUAAAACAGCAGUUCUGGAAGGCUUAGCGCAGCGCAUUGUGCAAGGCGAUGUCCCCGAGAGCGUCAAGAACAAGAAGGUGAUCUCGCUGGAUCUGGGCUCGCUCAUUGCAGGUGCGAAGUUCCGUGGUGACUUCGAGGAACGUCUGAAAGCGGUCCUGAAAGAAGUCGAGGACGCACAAGGCGGUGUCAUUCUCUUCAUCGAUGAGCUCCACACUCUACUAGGACUGGGCAAAGCGGAGGGCAGUAUCGAUGCGAGCAAUCUACUCAAGCCUGCUCUUUCCCGUGGUGAACUACAAUGCUGCGGUGCUACCACUCUCAAUGAAUACCGAUUGAUCGAAAAGGAUGUGGCUUUGGCUCGCAGAUUCCAACCCAUCCAAGUAGGCGAGCCGUCUGUUGCAUCGACCAUCUCCAUCUUGCGUGGUAUCAAGAACAAGUAUGAGGUGCACCACGGUGUUCGGAUUACGGACGGCGCCCUCGUUGCUGCCGCCACGUAUAGUAACCGUUAUAUUACCGAUCGAUUCCUCCCCGACAAGGCAAUCGACCUCGUCGACGAAGCUGCCUCAGCACUCCGCCUGCAGCAAGAAUCGAAACCCGAUGCGAUUCGCGAACUUGAGCGUGACAUCACCACUAUUCAGAUUGAGCUUGAGUCGCUGCGCAAAGAAACCGACGUGAGCAGUCGCGAGCGACGCGAAAAACUCCAGGAAGAAUUGAAGACCAAGCAGGAGGAAGUCGGCAAAUUGACCGAAGUUUGGGAAAAGGAGAAGGCGGAGAUCGACUGUAUAAAAAAUACGAAGGAAGAGCUUGAGCGUGCACGCUUCGAGCUCGAGAAGGCACAGCGUGAUGGCAGCUUUGCCAGAGCUGGAGAACUUCGAUACUCCAUUAUUCCUGGGCUUGAAGCGAAGCUUCCCAAGGACGGCGCAGAACAAGAUUCUGAAUCACAGACCCUGAUCCACGACUCAGUCACUCCCGACGAUAUUGGCAACGUGGUCUCUCGUACCACAGGCAUCCCGGUCAACAAACUGAUGGCUGGUGAGGUCGAGAAACUGAUCCACAUGGAGGAUACCCUCCGGAAGUCGGUUCGUGGACAGGACGAGGCUCUUGCGGCGGUUGCCAAUGCUGUCCGGAUGCAAAGGGCCGGUCUCAGCGGUGAGAACCGUCCUCUGGCGUCCUUCAUGUUCCUUGGGCCGACUGGUGUCGGUAAGACCGAACUUUGCAAGAAAAUGGCAGAGUUCCUCUUCUCUACUGAGCAAGCCGUCGUGCGAUUUGAUAUGAGCGAGUUCCAAGAAAAACAUACCAUCAGUCGUCUCAUCGGCUCUCCUGCCGGUUACGUCGGCUACGACGAUGCUGGUCAGCUCACUGAGGCUGUUCGGCGAAAGCCUUACGCAGUCCUUCUCUUCGAUGAGUUUGAAAAGGCUCACCGGGACAUUUCAGCCCUGCUGUUGCAGGUCCUUGAUGAAGGUUUCCUCACAGAUGCCCAAGGCCAUAAGGUCGACUUCAGAAACACUUUGAUUGUCUUGACCUCCAACCUUGGUGCCGACAUUCUCGUGGGUGCCGACCCCUUGCAUUCCUACAAGGACACAGGCGACCCCGAGGUUCCAGCGGAUAUCAAAAAGGCAGUGUUGGACGUUGUCCAGGGCGCCUACCCACCUGAGUUCCUCAACCGGAUGGACGAAUUUAUCAUCUUCAAGCGUCUCUCUCGGGAAGCGCUGCGUGAUAUUGUCGACAUUAGAAUCAGGGAACUCCAGGGACGCCUUGAUAGCCGUCGCAUGACCUUGCAGGUGGAUAAUGAGAUCAAGGAUUGGUUGUGCGAGCGAGGCUACGAUCCUCGAUUCGGUGCUCGCCCUCUCAACCGUCUGAUCGCGAAGGAGAUCGGUAACCGACUGGCCGACAAAAUCAUCCGUGGUGAAGUCGUUUCUGGACAGACUGCUCGUGUUUCUCUCAAUGCGGAUAAGUCUUCGUUGGAGGUCACUGUCGAUGAGACUGAAAACAACGCAUGA